This is a messenger RNA of Pangasianodon hypophthalmus (striped catfish), 3065 nucleotides long. It is a transcript of the gene cep72, whose product is annotated as centrosomal protein 72. Lineage: Eukaryota; Metazoa; Chordata; Actinopteri; Siluriformes; Pangasiidae. Gene Ontology annotation, molecular function: protein binding. The coding region runs from base 166 to 1704 and encodes 512 amino acids. The record is from RefSeq and is a predicted model, not a curated record. The transcript has 13 exons.
AAUGGCAGUAUUAGCAUAUAAGCUUUGGAAGCUGUUCUGUUUGAGUGGAGUGUACAGAUGAGGAGGCAAGAGAGCCAGACAGACUAAAGGACUAAAGCGCUGCUGCAUCAUUCUUUCUAGAUCCUCACGCAAGCGCGCGCAGGGAGUGAAGUAGGCGGUUGGGAGAUGCGCAUGCGCACUGCGCCUCAGUUUGAAACUAUGGCGGCGACGCAGUGUUUAUCCAUAACAGAGCAGUGGAUACGGGAAAGGCUAAACCUUCAACACCAGUGUUUAGCGGAUGUGCGAUCACUGCGCCUGCCAGGAACAUAUGAAACAGGAAAAAUAGGCCAUCUGGGAAUUUCUCUCAAGAACUUUGUUCGCUUGAAAAGUCUGGACCUUUCUCAUAACGCCCUCGUUUCUGUAGAGGGCAUUCUGCAUUUAAAGUUGCUUGAGAACUUGAAUCUGUACUACAACAGAAUCUCGUCUCUUCAGGACGUCCUGUCUUUAGGCAGCCUUCAAAAUCUAAAGGAGCUGGAUCUCAGACUGAACCCUGUUGUGAAAAAAGAUCCCUUCUACCGCCUGCACUUAGUCCAGGCAAUCUCCAAGCUUCGUAAACUUGAUGACUGUGUUGUGAGGGACAGAGAGAGAAAAGCGGCUCUCAUGCACUUCUCUGCAGAGUCGGGACUCGAGUCCUGUCAGAAAUCUCCACUUUCUACAAUGGAGAUAAAGAACAGGAGCAGUAAUCCUAGGAUUGCCUCAGUGAACAAGAUGAUGAUGUCGAAGCUCAUGCUCCGUGAGGGUAACGAGGAAACGGUGCUAAAUCACAACUUUGACAGGAACAGGAACAUAUCGACACAAGAAGCUCACAUAGAACAGUACAGCAAACCAGAGUCUACUCAUUUACAAGAAAAUCCCUCUGAAAUUCUAAAUCUACUCAAUGACUAUGAUUCAGCAUUACUGUCUUCACAGAAACAGGAAUUUCAAUCUAAACUUAGGAAAUGCCAUAAUGGUGGCACUCGCCACACUAUCAGACCGCGGCCCUCGAAAGAUAUUCCCAGAGUCACCUUCGUUGAACCAUCUGUAAAAAGAUGCACUUCUGGUAACCUCACACCCAUCAGAACACAGGCCGAAAGUUAUUUCACACCAUAUCCCAGCAACAAAAAUGCUUCUUCACAAGCUCUUAAAGGAGAUGAUCAGCCAGUGUGUUUGUUAAAAAAUUACUCUGAGAGGAAAAUGCAUCCACCUAGACUAACAUACCGAAGCUCUGAUGAUGGAGAACUAGAAGGAUGUUCACAUGCACCUGAGAGAGCCAGAAAUCCCUGUAAGGGAGCAUACAGGAAACCGAUGGAGUUGCUUCUAAGUUUGGUGGAUGAGUACUGGUCUGGCGAGAUGAAGGAUCACAACUCUAAGCAUUUUUUCAUGCACGCUGUGCGGAUCCUCUGUAUGAUGGAACAGGAGGUUGCUAACGGGGAAAGCGAGAUGACUGCUCUGAGAGAGAAGAUCCAAACACUGAGCGACCAGAUAGGCAUACGGAAGAGAGAACAUCAGUCAGAGCUGCGGAGGCUUUCCGAGCAGCUUAAGCAGGCACACGGCAACAUCGAGCAUCUUGAUCAGGAGUUGAGGUGUGUUUUGGAGGAGAAUGUGUCUUUGCAGAAACAGUUGAUCAGAUUAGAGCAGCAGCUCCUCUCUGAUAAGCUGAGGGAAAUGCCAAACACACAACGCUGAGGUGAUUUCAUAAACCUUGAUAAGUUUAGCCAGCUACUCAGAACAUGCUUAUCUUGAACAGAUCAGAACGAGAAGCUUUUUCAUUUUUUUUUUUUUUAGACCCAUAUCCUUUCUAAAAUUUCUGAAAAUGUGUACUAGUCUUUAUUUCUGUAGAAUUGUCUCUUUGGUGGCUUAGUCAUAUGAGAAUAGCAAGAAAAGUUGUGAUUCAUUUGUUUUGUGAAGUUCAAGUGAAUCCUGUCUUUCUCACGUGCACACACUUUUUGAGCAGAUCAGAUUAAAUGAUGUCAUUCACACAAGGCCAGAAUUAGACCCUAUAUCAGUUGUUUCUCUCAGACAAAGCUUAUUUUAUCCAAAGGCUGACAGAAACGAAAGCGGCACUGCAUGCAAUAUACAGAAGCAAACAAAUGAUCUCUUAUUGUAAACAGUUUGUGAUAAUUAAUUCAUUAGGAACAAACAUGCUAAAUCUACCAGGGAGUGGGGAGAAAAAACAAUGAACUUAUAAAAGCCAUAUUCAGCCUUUAAACAUUACAAAGUUUAAAAAUGUUACACCAUUCUUUUCAUACUAAACUCAUUUUCAGGUAAGGAAUCAAAUUGUUUAAUGCACUGCUCAUUUAAGCAUUGCUUUUAAAUUUGAUGAGGUGCACAAAUGCAAUGAGGUAAAAAAAAAAAUAUUAAGGCCAAAAACAAGGCCAUCCUUUUCUUUCUUUUUAUUCAGAACAAUGCUACAACAUAGGGACAAGUUAAAGGUCUGUUGAACGUUACCUUAAACACAUAACAUGCAGCAGGGCACUGUAACACAUAGAAAAAUAGUUAUAUGAAAAAUAAGACAACAUUUUGUUCCUCGAAAACGGAGGGUUUACAGUAUUUGGCGUCAAAGCACACAAAACAGCAACCAUUUGUUAAAAUACAACAACAAUAUUUCAAAUUUGCUCUUUUGAUAUAAAUAUGAGUCACUUUCCAAGCAGGAACUAACAGGAACAGUGUGACACUAUACUGGAAAAAUAGAUGUUCUAUAGAAGAAUAUGUCUAUACAUGCUGUCCUCUUCCUUCCAAGAAACCUGCUGCAUAUUUUUGCUCUUUGUUGCUCAACUGAAACAGUGUGUUAAUUAUCUAACCUAAUAUUUUCAAAGAAGAUGACAUUAAAUACCAUAUAUUACUGUAUCAGCAGCGCAGAAGUGUAAUUACUUGCACUGGAAAGCUGCUAGUAUAUUGAUUCUUAAUAAUACAGAGAUUUACCUGGUCAGAAAUUUAAAGGUAUACAUGCUUUUAUUCUUUUCUGGAAUAACAAUUUCUGGUUUCUAUAUCAAGGUUGUGUACCACUCCUGUAUGUAUUGAUGGAACAUUAAAUGGGAAUCUUAUGA